CUUUAACGUAGUAGAUAAAACUAAAGUCUGACUUAAUUGUUUUACAACAUAUUUUAAUAAGAAACCAAUAGUAACAAUAUAAACUUUAUUGUCGCAGAUUGAAAAUCCUGCAUAAGAUUUAAAUGAACACAUAAUAACACAUUUUAUCUAUUUUUAUAGUUUAGAGGUUAUAAACUUUAAACUUAUUUUAAGAUUAGUGUGUUCUUAAAAUUACGAGAUAAUUGAAAUAAUAAAAAUAUCAAAAUUAAAAUGUCUACACGAUGGUAUCCUAUAUAUCAAAGAGGAAAUCCACAGCUUAGAAUUUUUUUACCAAACUUCUGGUUAAAAUUAGUUCCACCAGAAUAUAAGCAACCUAAGAAUAUAGUACAAUUUCAAUGUUCUAUGGAAAUGUCAAGAUAUGAUGUAGCAAAUUAUUUAAAAAAAAUUUAUAAUGUAAAACCUAUUGAAGUAAGAACAAGAAUAGCACUUGGAAAAAUUAAACAACUUCAUGGUAAUCAGUAUGUUAUUAAAGAUGAUGAUGUCAAGAUAGCUUAUGUUGUUCUGGAUAAAAAUCAAUCGUUUACAUUUCCUGAUCUUUUUCCAAAAGACGAAAGCAAAAAGGAACCAACUUUGGAUGACACUAAAAAAGAGUUUCAAUCAUAUUUAGCUGAUUGCAAAGAGCCAAAUACUCCUGGAUGGUUCAGAAUUUAGGUUUUAUAUUUUGAUUAUAUUUUAUACAUUAGUGUGUAAUCUAGAAAUAAAUACAAUGAAAUCAGUUUAGUCCUUAGUAACAUAAAAGAAUUGUCUAUUGAUAAUUAUUUUUUCAUUUUGUUUAAAGUAAGUAAUUCAAUGAAAAAAUAGAUUUCUAAUGUGAAGUAAUAUUGUACAAAUGCAUUCAUUGUAAUUGUCAUGAAAUCAUGUGCUUGAUAACAAAAAUGAAUUAAAUAAAAUACAGCAUUUUAUCUUUAAUUAAAUAUCCAGAUAUUUUACAGAACACAAAAUAUAUCUAUUACAGUGCCUGUCACAAAUA
This is a messenger RNA of Vespula pensylvanica (western yellowjacket), 1009 nucleotides long. It is a transcript of the gene mRpL23, whose product is annotated as probable 39S ribosomal protein L23, mitochondrial. Gene Ontology annotation, cellular component: mitochondrial large ribosomal subunit; ribosome. Gene Ontology annotation, biological process: mitochondrial translation. The record is from RefSeq and is a predicted model, not a curated record. Gene Ontology annotation, molecular function: structural constituent of ribosome. The transcript is spliced from 3 exons. Bases 250 to 690 code for a protein of 146 amino acids. Lineage: Eukaryota; Metazoa; Arthropoda; Insecta; Hymenoptera; Vespidae.